CCAUCCGGUGCCGAUACCAUUCUACCACGGCGUCGCCAAUGCGUUCGAAAAUCGCAUGUUUUGUUAUAAGGGUAUAGACAGUACCUGCUUUCUAGUCAACAGUACUAAUUUGAAAACACAAACAUAGACAUUGCAGGUGACACACUCUUAUUAAUAAUAUGGUCAAUAUAUCGACUUGACAGCGAGAGAGCUCGCAGACCGAGUCUUUACAGGCAAGGGAGCGUGCUCCAUCGAGUAUUAAUCAAACGUUUGCCGACAUGCCUACUAGCAAGGAUUCGCGACAAAGAUGGUGGAGCCUCGCAGCAUGCCUUGCGGGCCUAUUUAUUCUGGCGGGGUCUUUUCAUGCGCAGAAAAGAGGAAAGUGUUUCGGGGAAGCGGCAUUUACGCGUAAACACCAAGGUAAGGCACUAGAUAAUCACGUGAUAGCACAACAUUACGUCACGGAGUCAUCCAAGUGCGCCUUCAAAUGCUUGGGUAGUGCCCAAUGCUCCUCGUUCAAUUACAAGAAUCUAUUAGCGACGUGCGAGCUAAGUGACGUCACUGCCUCUGCGGCGCCCGUCUCUGAUCUGGUUCUUGACUCAGAAAGCGACUACUACGAAGCUCUUGAUUAUGUUUUACCGGUUUGUGCUUCGUCUCCCUGCUCCAAUGGCGGCACGUGUAGUAGGUCAUGUGACGGGGAUCGUGGCUAUCAGUGCGCAUGCCCGAAAGGUUUUGUGGGCGAAAACUGCAAGACGUGGAUAGGUCAUGAUGGCUCAUCUUCCGAGUUCCCCGGCAGAUCAUGUUUGACUAUAAGAAACUAUGAACAUUCCCGGGGUGACGGGAUUUACUGGAUUCAACCAACUCCAGCUGUAGAACCCUUCACCGUGUAUUGUGAUAUGACCACUGAUGGAGGUGGCUGGACGACGAUCAAGAAACUGGAGAUCAACAGCAUCCCCGUAUCAAGUAAUUACGAGACCACACAUAAUUACAGCAUAAUCUCCGAAUAUAGCAACAUGGAAAACGUUCUAUACACCACUGGGAUGGAGUUGUUAAAGAGAGACAUAGGGUUUGACCAGAUGCGCUUCUAUUGCUACAAGGGCUCGGUCGGCAGGGUGGUCCACAUCAUGACCAAGAGGGAGGGGCUCGGCUUCGACGUCAUCAGGUAUCUCAUUGAGAAUCCGGAUCCUCAUCCCCCAGCAUGCAAUUCGUUCACUCGGCUAUCAGACGAAACGUCCGUGUUGUCCCGACGAUGCGCCGAGUGGGGGAACCUGUGUGAUGGGGCCACCAACUGCGACCAGUGGGGGAAUACUGACUUCCAUGGCGCUUUGAGAUACCUGCAUCGAGUGGGAUAUUACAUCAGCCGAGGCACAGGACAGGUUUACACUAUUGGCUUCUAUGUAUUGAAAUUCUUUUGCGAUGAUGAUAACGCUAAUACUAUCAAUGUGGGUGAUAAGUUUAUUAUAUUCGUGCGGUAAGCUAAAAAAAAGUGUUGCGUAAGGUACUGGAUCCGGGGUGGGGGGGGGGGG
This is a messenger RNA of Nematostella vectensis (starlet sea anemone), 1505 nucleotides long. RefSeq lists its product as uncharacterized. Gene Ontology annotation, molecular function: oligosaccharide binding. Lineage: Eukaryota; Metazoa; Cnidaria; Anthozoa; Actiniaria; Edwardsiidae. The record is from RefSeq and is a predicted model, not a curated record. The transcript has 7 exons. The coding region runs from base 258 to 1454 and encodes 398 amino acids.